Messenger RNA from Dissoconium aciculare CBS 342.82, 3990 nucleotides. RefSeq lists its product as uncharacterized. NCBI's taxonomy places the organism in Eukaryota, Fungi, Ascomycota, Dothideomycetes, Mycosphaerellales, Dissoconiaceae. Gene Ontology annotation, molecular function: protein binding. The record is from RefSeq and is a predicted model, not a curated record. The transcript has 4 exons. Bases 174 to 3734 code for a protein of 1186 amino acids.
CUCGACCAACUACUCUCCAAACGGCCUCUUUAGCCAUCCAAAGAAGUUCAAGAAUUGUAGCAGUCUUAGAAAGCGAGAUGGGUCGAUCAGUCAGCACGGCUGCAUGCAGCGAGUCACGACUUGCAUGUCUCCAUCCCUCAAUCAGGCCACCUGGCUGAGCUGGCUGAGCUGAAAUGUUGAGCUCCACAUUCAAACAUCCUUCUCCACUUCCCAUACGGCGAGUUCGACACGCUCUACGACGCGCUCUGCGACGCGCUCUGCGAUACGACGCGCUCCGCGAUACCAUGAUGUCUCGACUAUUCAGAAAAGACCGGCGCGCCAAUAAGGAUACUACUCUUCCCGCUGAUGGUACUGUAAGCGGAUCCUUAUCAGCUAAUGAAGGAGACGACCUUUGGUAUCAGGCGUAUCAGCAAGUCGUGAUUGAUGAUAAAGCCUUGGGAGAAAAAUAUGCCAAGGCGUUAGAGAAAAGCCGGCGAUCUGGCGACAUCCAUCUUCCAACACGCAAGUCGAAACACGACACGAGUCCUGCGAAACCACAGUAUGAAGUCCUUCGAGCGACGGUCAAAGUUCAGCUCGAGGCUUUCGAGCGGGAUCAUCGAAAGCCGUCAAAAUUGCAAGAUGUUGUGGCGGUCGUAAAUGGAUUGAGGGAUUUCGUGACUCCGGUUGCGAGUCUAGAGCCUCAUGCAGCUGCGGCUUGGACAGCGCUGAGCCUACUCCUUCCAGCCUUACUUCAGCCCCCUCAGCAGCAUCUCAACGUCAUCGCCAUCAUGAAUCUUGCUUUCGAUAUCAUCUGUCGGUAUCGUGCGAAAGAAAAUCAACUACGCCUUCACGCUGUGCACAAAGAGCAUGAACUACGAGACCGACUGCGAGAUCGCAUAUUGGAUCUCUAUCAAUCAGUACUGCAACUGCAAAUGAAGGCUGUCUGCCAAUUUGCACGGUCUCAUGUUCACCAAUACGCACGAGAUGUCUUUACGGCAGAUGACUGGGCUGCCAUGCAAAAGACCAUUCAAGAACAAGACCUGGCUUGCGAGAAGCUAGAGGAGGAACUGGACAAAUCUUCGACAAAAGCGGACGCACACACUGCUCGUGUUGGUCGUGUUUCAAGGCAACUGGAUGUCGUCGAGGGAGCUGAAUACUACUCUGCGCCAGAAGAUUGUGAUACCCACCGUGGAUGCCAUCAGGGAACGCGCGUCGAGCUCUUGAGAUCAGUACAAGAGUGGGCAGAAGCACCGGAUGCGCCCCCGAUCUUCUGGCUUCGCGGCUGGGCAGGCACAGGUAAGAGCACCAUCGCCCGGACGGUGGCGGAACUGCUCCACAAUCAGGGCCAUAGCGUGGCAAGCUUCUUCUUUCGACGCAAUCAUCACGAGCUGUCAUCAAUCACUAAAAUGCUGUCGACUCUGGCCUUCCAGUUGGCGCAUCGUGACACGGAGUAUUGCGAAGCGUUAGGAGAGGCAUUACUCGCAUUUCCAUUGCUAGGAAAGUCUGCCGAAUUGGCAAAGCAAUAUGAGCGACUUAUUCUCGGACCGUUAAAGAAACGGAGACAGCUAGCGUCGCGGAUGCCCACCCUCGUCAUCGUCCUAGAUGCUUUGGACGAGUGUGAGAAUCAGGGCGAUCUCCGCUCUGUGCUUCACCUUAUUAGCAAUACUGUCGAUCUCUCUGAUUUACGCGUGCGCAUCUUCCUGACCAGUCGAGAGGAACCGGAUCUUGUCGCGGACUUUGCGCACUUACCGUCUGUGCUCAAGCGGGAAUUGUCGUUGCAAGGCGUGGCCGAUGUGAAGCAAGACAUUAUAAGAUAUCUUGAAUACCGUCUGCGAAGAAUUCAGCGCGAACGUCAGCUACCUGCCGAGUGGCCAACCAAGGAGCAAAUACACGCGGUGGCGCAGAAGGCGGAUGGCCUGUUCAUCUUUGUGGAGACGGUCUGUCGUUAUAUUGAUGUCGACCGGCGCGAGGAUCCCUGUCGCCGACUCAUCGAUCUUUGUGGCGAAAAUCAGCCAGGUGCUGCAGCCUAUGAACCACUGGACUUCAUGUACGAGUGUGUCUUAACCCUUUCUAUGCGCGGAUUGUCCCCAGAAGUCUGUGACCGGUAUCUCAAAGAGCAACAGCACGUGGUUGGCUGUACUGUUCUGCUGUUCACUCCUCUAGGAAUGGGCGAAAUAGAGAGGCUUCUCUUCCUCUCGAAUGACGACAAGGCACGAGCUGAGCCUGUCCUAUCUCAUUUACAAUCUGUAUUCACCCUUUCUACCGCGUCCGAUCGACCCGUCAGCAUCAUUCAUCAAUCCUUUCGAGAUUAUCUGGUCCAUCCGGAGCGUGCUGGAAGGAACCCUAAACUCUGGGUUUCAGAGGCAGAGACGCAUCGCCAGCUGCUACACUGUUGCCUGAAACUAAUGACUACUAGUUUGAGACGCAACCUGUGCGGUUUAACAUUUCCUGGAAUGGGUGUCGAAGAAAUCUUGAAGGACACUCUGAACGCUGCUCUUUCUCCCUCAUUAUCGUAUGCAUGCCGCUUCUGGAUGCGACACGCUAGCCUUGCAGACCUCCAGAUUGAUGAUGUGGGUUCUAUAUAUGACUUCGUGUCUCAACACUUGCUCCAUUGGGUGGAAGCCAUGAGCUUGAUUGGCGCUGUAGCAGACUCAAUCCGUCAGUCGGCAUCCCUGCAGAGCAAAUUAAAGGCGCUAGCUACACCAUCUACCAACGACUAUCUAGAAGAUGGACGCCGUUUCUUGCUUGCAUAUCGAGAUAUCAUCGAACGUGCUCCACUUCAAGUGUAUUUUGCAGCUUUACAAUUCAGCCCUUCGGAGAGCCUCGUUCGCCAAAGAUUUGAGCGAGAGGAAUCGUAUUCGCCACAUGUCGUCACGAAUUUACCACAACAGUGGGAUGCAUGCCAGCAGACGCUGGAAGGCCACACCGGCGGGGUCGGCAGCGUGGUGUUCUCGAGCGACGGGUCGCAAGUGGCGUCGGCGUCGGGCGAUGGCACCGUGCGGCUAUGGGACGCGAAGACCGGAGCAUGCCAGCAGACGCUGGAAGGCCACACCGGGGGGGUCGGCAGCGUGGUGUUCUCGAGCGACGGGUCGCAAGUGGCGUCGGCGUCGGGCGAUGGCACCGUGCGGCUAUGGGACGCGAAGACCGGAGCAUGCCAGCAGACGCUGGAAGGCCACACCGGGGGGGUCGGCAGCGUGGUGUUCUCGAGCGACGGGUCGCAAGUGGCGUCGGCGUCGGGCGAUCGCACCGUGCGGCUAUGGGAUACGAGGACCGGAGUGACGCUAUUUGUGCGGAAAUGCAGCGGCUUCUUUCCACGUAUGGAGUUUGACGCCAAUGGAGCUUAUAUCUGGAUCGAGGGUGAAAAGAUAGCUCUCAGUGCUAGCUCGAAGGCCUAUCAUGACCUCGGUACAAAAAGUUCUGAGGGUAUCGAUGUACCGACCGUGACGUUGUCACUAUGUUCGCCUGAAAGCGCUUCAACAUUCACUGUGGACGAGUCCCGUGAGUGGGUUCUAUAUCUGGGGCAACGAUACCUCUGGAUUCCGAAGACCUAUCGAGGGCGAUACCAGGCGCAUGGUCAGGUCUUGGUCUGUGGCGGUGACUCUGGGCGCAUGAGCUUCAUCUUUGAGCAUAGGGUCAACGCAGCGCCGCGCAACGCAUCAGCAGCGGUCGAACGCGCAAAGGAAGAUGUAGAAGACAAUGAACAUUGGAUGCUAAUGGCCUGGGACCAGCCCGCACUAUACCACCCGUUCAUCUAAACAACUUACCGGUCAAGACCCUAUCUGAUCAAGAUGCGCGAUAUGUCUCAUUAACUUUAUUGCACAUUAUACGAACUUGAGUCAGUUGAAGUGUUUCAAAUCCUUUAGCUCUCGCGCAGGCCGUGUCUCGUUCAAAUAAGAAAACCGUAGCGUGCUCUGCCUUGGGAGCUAGGUGGCGGCUAUACGCUUCCUUCUUUUUCCAUUCGGAUUUCUCUUUAAGAUAGGUGCAUGGGAGAAAGAGACUUUUAAAGGCUAU